Messenger RNA from Solanum stenotomum, 1327 nucleotides. RefSeq names its product GDSL esterase/lipase At1g71691-like. Bases 99 to 1295 code for a protein of 398 amino acids. The record is from RefSeq and is a predicted model, not a curated record. Gene Ontology annotation, molecular function: hydrolase activity, acting on ester bonds. The transcript is spliced from 4 exons. Lineage: Eukaryota; Viridiplantae; Streptophyta; Magnoliopsida; Solanales; Solanaceae.
AUGAGGUCUCCCAUUCCAUUGUGAUUAACUCUUAGAACUAUAUAACAAGCACCUCCCUUGUCACCUUGAGUUGUAGGUAGCAAAGAAAAGAUAAAAACAUGGCUAAGUUUAUAAGGUUUUGUUUGUUUUUCAUGAUGUUAACAAUUAGUUCAGUAGUAGGAGAUGGCGAUUAUGCAUACGAUUACGAUGAUGCAUAUGCCCCAGCGCCAGCAUCGAUACCGGCAUCGACUUCAGCGGUACCAGCGGUACCAGCGCCACCACCGGCAUCGACGUCAGCGGUACCAGCGCCACCACCGGCUGUGGUACCAGCUUUGUUUGCUUUCGGAGACUCAUUGAUAGAUAGUGGAAACAACAACCAGCUUUUCUCAUUUGCCAAAGCCAAUUAUUUGCCUUAUGGCAUUGAUGUUGGUGGCCCUACUGGACGCUUCUCUAAUGGCUACACCAUCCUUGAUCAGAUCGGUGUGCUUCUGGGAUUGCCUCUGCUUCCAUCAUAUUCAGAGGAGUUCAACGUGGAUACAAUGCGUUUCGGAGUGAACUAUGCCUCUGCUGCUGCUGGUAUCCUUGAUGUUACUGGUUUUCACUUUGUGGAACGAAUCCCAUUCAGUUAUCAAAUAAAAAACUUUGAGAACACGUUGGUAAAUUUGAUAAAAAAUAUGAGUGCACCCACUGUGAAAGAGGCAAUUCCCAAGUGCAUCUUCUUUGUGGGUAUGGGAAACAAUGAUUACCUCAACAAUUACAUUAUGCCUGUCUACUUUACUCAAGAUCAAUACUCUCCUCAAAAGUUUGCUGAAUUACUCGUUCAUCAGUACAAAGCUCAAUUAACAAAAUUGUACGAUCUUGGAGCACGGAAAUUUAUUAUUACUGGGAUUGGACAAAUGGGUUGCAUCCCAAGCAUGCUAGCAGAAACUUCAGGUGGUGGAUGUUCAGAAUCUGUAAACGAAAUGGUGCAUCCAUUCAAUUCAAAACUAAGGACAAUGAUCAUGAAACUGAACAAGGAUCUGGCUGGUGCACACUUCAUAUUCCUUGAUAUGGAAUAUAUGUUUAAGGAUAUCUUUAAAAACCACAAGGCGUAUGGGUUUAGUGUGAUAGAUCGUGGAUGUUGUGGUCUAGGGAAAAACCAAGGGGAAGUAACUUGUCUUCCAUUUGAAAUACCAUGUGCAAACAGAGAUGAGUACUUAUUUUGGGAUGCAUAUCACCCCACAUCUGCAGUAAAUCUCUUGCUUGGAAGAAUGGCUUUCUAUAAUGAUGCCAACUAUUCUUAUCCUAUCAAUAUUCAGCACCUUGCUCUUAUCUGAUCUCAGAUGGAACUUCUACAUUACAUGAUCCG